CCUCCUCCUCCAGUUCUUUUUCCCCGCUGUGACCGUGGCCUUCGGAGUGUUAUUCAGCGACCACCUCGAGGAGAUGGGCGCGGGGGCGACUGAGUUCACCAUCAUCGGGAAUUUGCUGAGCACUGUGUGGAGUUUCACGGCCCUGCUCAUGGCCCCGCUAUCCGAACUGUUUGGUUACCGGAGUGUGACCAUCGUCGGCGGCCUUCUGUCCUUCCUGACGAUGCUUCUCUCCGCCUACAGCACGAACCUGACGUCGUUUACCUUCUCUUACUCCGUUCUUGGGGGUAUUGCCGGUUCACUAUCAACUUUCAACGGGUUCGCCAUCAUUCCUCUGUACUUCCAGAAGCGAAAAGGUUUAGCCAACGGUAUAGUAGCUUCAUGUUCGGCCUUGGGUAAGUAACAUUAUUAUAAACAUU
Penaeus vannamei (Pacific white shrimp) is the source of this 416-nucleotide messenger RNA. NCBI's taxonomy places the organism in Eukaryota, Metazoa, Arthropoda, Malacostraca, Decapoda, Penaeidae. The record is from RefSeq and is a predicted model, not a curated record.